This is a messenger RNA of Salvia splendens (bonfire salvia), 2565 nucleotides long. RefSeq lists its product as uncharacterized. Gene Ontology annotation, molecular function: nucleic acid binding; zinc ion binding; aspartic-type endopeptidase activity. Lineage: Eukaryota; Viridiplantae; Streptophyta; Magnoliopsida; Lamiales; Lamiaceae. The transcript is spliced from 4 exons. The record is from RefSeq and is a predicted model, not a curated record. Bases 1 to 2565 code for a protein of 854 amino acids. Gene Ontology annotation, biological process: proteolysis.
AUGCCUCCCAGAAGACAAGCAGGCAGGCCGAGAAGGUACGCGCAAGUACCAGGGCAGGUACCUAGGAGAGACCAGGCUGGGGGAGCAGGAGCACAACCGCCACCUCCUCCACCACCGCCUCCUGCAGUGCCGGAGAGGCGAGUGGAAGAAACAUUUCUCAAACAGAACCCACCUGUGUUCAAGGGUCUGGGGAAUCCUGCUGCAGCAGAGACCUGGGUGCGUGCGAUCGAGCGCAUCUUUGAUUUUCUUCGGUGCACCGACAGAGAGCGACUCUCAUGUGUGAAGUUUCAGCUGGUUGAGUCCGCCGACUUCUGGUGGGAAGCCAGGCGAAAAGUUAUGACUCGUGAACAGUUGGAGCACCUGACCUGGGAGGAGUUUAAGAAUGAGCUGUACGGCAAGUACAUCCCCAAGAGCUACCGCAAGGCCAAAGAGGUGGAGUUUUACAGUUUGAAACAGGGAAAGAUGACAGUGACCGAGUACGAUAGGUUGUUCUAUGACAUGUCACGCUAUGCGCCUGAACUAGUAGACACGGACGAGAAAAUGGCCGAAAAGUUUUGUACUGGCCUGAGAUCGGAAAUAAGAAUGGCUCUGGCCAGUCAUGGAGGUCUGUCUUAUGUCGAGUCAUUGGGCCGGGCCCUGGACAUUGAGGCAGCUAUGCCCAAAGAGAGGCCGACGACACAUGUCACCACUGCUCCACCGCCGCCACAGCAGCGGUUCCCUCGAGAAAAGAGGAAAUGGGAAGGAGACCGAGUCCCGACUGAUGCUAAGAAACCACAGUUUGCCCCUAAGCCACAGCAGAACCGUUGGUACCAAACUGCCCCAACUCCAGCUGCGGAGCGCGGAGCCCAGGCACCUCUAUGUGCGAGAUGCUCGAAGAGACAUGACGGCGAGUGUAAGGCCGGGACUGGUGGAUGUUUCCACUGCGGGCAGAAGGGACAUUUUGCCAGAAACUGCCCGAGCAAGGCGACUGGAAUGGGAGGACAGCGUCCGCAACUGCGGGCACUCCAGGUUGAACCAAGGAGAGAGAAUGCGAUGCUCCCUGCACCACGUCCUCAGCGACAGCUACGCCCGAGACUUCCCCCACAGGCAAGAGCCUUCGCACUGCAGCAGAAGCAGGCCAGGGCCGAGGAAGGGAAACGGGAGCAAGGCAAUUUGGCAGGUAUGGGAACUCUCCUCAACAUACCAAUCGCCCUUUUGUUUGAUACCGGUGCAUCACACUCCUUUAUAUCAACAUCUUGUGUGGAUACUUUGAACUUGCCUACGGAUGUGAUGGAACAUAGUAUGAGGGUGUCCUCACCCGUAGGAGGCCUGAUAGAUAUCACACGAACGUGCUCAAACAUAAAAUUUUCCAUGGGAAACCUGAACCUAGUAGCUCAUAACUUACAUGUGAUGUUGAUGUGGAGCGUCGACAUUAUACUAGGAAUGGAUUGGUUAGCCGAGAACUACGCCACAAUCCGUUGUAAGGAGAGACAGAUAGCGCUACAAUACCCUGGGACAGAACCCGUAAUGUUUCAUGGGAUCUCCAUGAGGAAACGAAAAUCGAUUAUUUCUGCCCUACAAGCAACAACCAUGAUGAGGAAAGGAUGCCCUGCAUACCUCGUCUUUUUGAACGAAGAAGAGAAAAAGGACAAGAAAAUUGAGGACGUGGCAAUAGUACGAGAAUAUCCUGAUGUAUUCCCAGAAAAGCUACCAGGCUUGCCACCAAACAGGCAAUUGGAGUUCAGCAUCGAUCUGGAACCAGGAUCAGCUCCAAUAUCAAAGGCGCCUUACAGAAUGGCACCAAGGGAGUUAGAGGAACUCAAAAUGCAAUUACAGGAACUACUAGACCUGGGCUUCAUUCGACCCAGUGUGUCGCCGUGGGGCGCACCAAACAAGUAUCCUUUACCGAGAAUCGACGACCUCUUCGAUCAGCUGCAAGGAGCUGGAGUGUUCUCGAAGAUGGAUUUGAGAUCGGGUUAUCACCAGUUGAGAGUUCGACAAGACGAUAUACCAAAGACUGCGUUCCGCACCAGAUAUGGCCAUUAUGAAUUUACGGUAAUGCCUUUUGGGCUUACCAAUGCUCCAGCUGUGUUCAUGGACCUAAUGAACCGCGUGUUCCACCCGUACCUGGACAAGUUCGUUCUGGUCUUCAUAGAUGAUGUGCUCAUCUAUUCGAAGAACGAAAAGGAACACGAGGAACAUUUGAGAGCCACCUUGGAAACAAAGACAGCGCCUCAAGCAGCUGUUUUCCUCACACAAGAGGAAGAGCUUAUCCGGGAAUUCGCCAAGAUGCGGCUGGAAAUAGUAAGAGCCCCGGGGACAGUGGACAGCAGAAUAUCCACCUUGGUCGUAGAACCAGAUUUAAGAGCCAGAAUUGUGGAAGCCCAGAGAGACGAUGACGCUCUAGAAAAGAUCCGUCUCAGAGUAAGGACGGGAAAAGGGGAAUACUACCGCGAAGAGGCGGAUAAUGCUCUCGUCUUCAAAGGGAGAUUAUGCGUACCCAACGAGGAGGCGCUUAGGAACGAGAUCAUGAGUGAAGCUCAUGAGACACCCUACACUGCCCACCCUGGAAGUACAAAGAUUUGA